Bradysia coprophila is the source of this 4040-nucleotide messenger RNA. It is a transcript of the gene Gfrl, whose product is annotated as Glial cell line-derived neurotrophic family receptor-like. The record is from RefSeq and is a predicted model, not a curated record. Gene Ontology annotation, biological process: nervous system development. Gene Ontology annotation, cellular component: external side of plasma membrane; signaling receptor complex. NCBI's taxonomy places the organism in Eukaryota, Metazoa, Arthropoda, Insecta, Diptera, Sciaridae. Gene Ontology annotation, molecular function: signaling receptor activity.
GUUGUAGCAAACGGGACUGGUUUUAAUCGGUGUUGACUUUGGUGAACGUGAAUUUUUUUCUCGAAAAAUAUUUACUGUGCGAAGUUUGUAUAUUGCUGUUUGUCAUUUACGGGAAAAAAAAAUUCAACCCCGAAAAUUACGAUUGUGUUAUUUAGUCGGGCACGGAAAAUGUGUAACUCUUGGAUGUAUAAUAAUACAAAACUGGUAAUCAUAGUUUAUGAAGUGAAGUGUUUUUAGUGCCUAUAAUAGAUAAUUAAUUGUGUGAAUCAAUAGAAAUGUGUUUCGGUGAUAAACGUUGAUUUUUAAUGCGUGAUAAUAAUUAACCCAAUGACAUGGUCUAUUGUUAAUGGAAUAACAUUAUUGGAAUGUGUACACAAUUCGUCAUGGAUUAUCACGAUAAGCAUCAAAACGGUUUUUUUUAUUAUUGUACCGAUGAUUCGUUAAGAGAAUGAAUCAUUUUAUCGGGGAAAAGUUUUGAAUUAACAGUGUAAGUGAUUUUUUGCGAAAUGAUUUGUCAACACCGUAACUUGGAAUUGUACACUGGCUACACUACUCGAACUUAAUACAGAGUCAAUUAUGAAAGUUAUUAUAUUUCCAACACUGAUAAUGUAAAAGGAAAAAGUACUGAAAAUAAUUAAUAGUCAAAAUGAAUUCAUCGAGCUGAUCGUUAUCGCUGAAAAUAAAUUUUAAUGUUUUCUCCGAAACGGUAGAACUUAAAAAGAAGAAGAAAAAAUUGAAAAUAAAGAAAGACGAACCAGUUACCGUUCAAUGAUGAGAUUAAUGUCCGUCAUCAAAUAAAAAUGAUUCGCUGUAAAUUUAAAUGUCAAACGAUCUCAUAUUUGCUGAUAACUUUCAUACAAUUGAUUUAUCUGAUCGUUGCAAGCGAAUUUCCUGAACGCGAAUGUUGCGAUCCCAUUUAUCCACUUUUACCAAAUCCAGAACCUUCACCUUCAGCACCUGCAUCAACAACUAAUCCAAGCGUAUCAUCUUCGCCCGCUAUAACAUUUGGACAUUCAGGUUCAAACAAUAGAUCAGCUAUAGCCAUAUUGAAUUGUAUCUUGGCCCGACAAUUAUGCUUUGAAGAUCCGUCUUGCUCUGCAAUUUUAGAAAUUAUCCCGAGAGUGUGCGGUCCUGUACCUGUUGCCUGCAGUACUGUGACUGUCACCAAGUGCCAGGCUGCCUUAAAAACUCUUCAAGCUUUUCCGUUCUUUCGACCGACCUGUUUAUGCAAAGAGCCUGGUGUAGAUCCUGAUUGUAAUAAUUUCCAAGAUUUUCUUUUCGAUCAUCCAUGCAGUCGUGUUUUGAAAAAGGAAAAAGAUCCAUAUCCGGUCGAUGCACUUCCAACUUGCAAUCAUGCGCUUUCCGUUUGUCAACAUGAAAGAAAAUGCAUAAAAUUGUUUGAUAACUUUAAAAAUCAUUGUAAAGUUCGAGACAAUAAAUGCAGAAUGGAAGACAGAGAUUUGUGCCACGAAGCUUGGACAAAUUUAAGAUUAUCACCAAUGUUCGGCUGUAUAUGUCCCAAUAAUCAUAUGAAACGUCGAUGCGAUAAAAUAUUCAGCAUCGUUAAUCAUAAUCCGUGUGUCGUACAAUCGAUGAGCGUUGCCGACACAUACCAUCAUCAACAUCUUUUCGACGAAAAUAUGGUACAAAUCGAAAUGCCACUUAUUGCUCCGGUUAGUAUGCACUAUCCACAUCAUCGUCACAAUGUAUAUUAUCCAUACAACCUGACUGGUUUUCAAAGUGGACAAUCAGUGGACAAUAUAAUUAGUGAAACUGGAGGAAACAUGGAGAAGCAUCAAAGUUCACCAGACAUCAAUCCAGAUCCACACAGUGAAAUCAUUAGGAUACAUUUUCAGAGUACGUGUCACACUGCACUGGAUGCCUGUAGAGAAGAUCCGUCCUGCGCAACAUCCGUAGAACCGGUGCUUAUGCAUUGUGAUUUGCAUAGAUGCAAUCGAAACGCUUGUAUGGAUGCAUUACAAUCAUUUUAUCGAGCUUCACAUGAAGAUCUUAGCCUGGAUGUUGCAUUUUGCUUGUGCAAAAAAACCUCGAACCGACAUGACGUAUGCAUGAUUGCACAAGAAAAACUUCAUCCUGUGUGUGCACAAAGACCGCCCGAUAUAAUUAAUUCCCAAACUUCAAACGGUGCUAUGUAUCAUCCACCUCCAGCGUGUCAUAUUGUGGCUGAUUUAUGCAAAGAGGACCUGGAAUGCAGGGGUCGCCUUGAGUACUAUGAACAAGCGUGUGCUGUGGAUAGCGUCACAAAGAAAUGUGCGGGUAGAGCUAGCAGCUGUCGUUCGGCAAUGUUGGGGAUUUUGGGAACACCGUUGCGUACAUCUUGUGCUUGUCAAGGAACUGACGUUCAACAAUUAUAUGGAUGCAUGGGAUGGCAUCGUCUUUUAUGGUUGAACCCAUGUGUUGUCGAAUCACAAAAGGAUUUUCACAUGAAGCGACUAGCCGAAUUGGGUUUACUAAUAACAACGACUUCGACUACGUCUACAACAACAACAACUACGACGACGGCAGCGCCAAUGGCAACAAAACCGAUUUUUAUUGAAAUUGCUAGACCAACUAGGCUUACCAAGAUAAGUAUCACAACAGAAACGGCACUCGAUAACAAUAUAGAACCGCCGUCUGACUCAAUGCCGGAAACAUUGUUGUACAACGGAAGCGGAAAUAUCAACGAAAAUGGUGGUAAUGGAGGUUCCGGCGAGCAACAUCUUGUUUCUGUUACAAGUGUAACCACAGUGGAAAUUGAAACCACUAGCACCACAACAACAACGACAACCACUACAAUGGCAUCAACUGUACCACCAAGGUUUUGUAUAGUUCAACGACCACAACAAAGUGACCAACAGAUUCCAGAGUCAAGUACUCGCCGGAUAUACUCGUUGGAUGACGCCGAAUGUAGUGAAUUGUGUUCAUGCGGUGAUACGCUUACACUAACAUGUCAUGCCUUAUGUGUUCCAUUUAACCCAUGUAGGACGGCGCUCGCAUUUUAUAGUCAUGCAUCGCCUGCAUAUCAAGCAUUUCGGGGACGGUGUUUGUGCUAUUCAGGAAAAUUUAUUUGCAUGCGGCCACCACCCAGUGAAUACAGUUUACCCGGCGGUGUUUUUUUAAUGCUUGGGUAUAGUUCUACUGAUGAAGCCUUGCUACGACCGUACACCAAUCUUGGUGUGCAAGAUACCAUUAGAGGACUCCAACACUAUGUGAAUAAAAACAUAGAAAAUCAGACAUCAUGUACCUUAACUUUAUUCAACAUGACUGACGAAAAUAUUAUAAUAUCAGCAAGGCUUCCACAUGACUCCAAAAUAAAUCCAAUGGAAUUGCUCAGGAAAGAAAAAGCUCAAUGCACCUCAAUUUUAGAAAAGAUAAGCCAUCAAGUGAAUAGUCAACAUAGUGAAUUAGCCGCUCAUCGUCUGUUAAGUAUAUUCAAAAUGGCUGAAGUGCAAAUUGUGUGGCCAGAAGUGAGUGGUUGUCGGAAAGAAAAAAGUUUUCCAUUUCUUUCGGUUAUAGUUUUUAUUGUGUUUCCGACCAUCCGAUUGUUAUGUCACACUGAAUUCAUUCAAAGGACAGAACAGUGAAAAGAAAUUAAUGAAAUUGAAAGUAGGAAUCUCUUCUAUUUCGGGAAAGUUUGUCUGAUGAUAACUAAAAGUAAGUAGAUUGUAUGUUAGAGUGAUAAUAUAAAUUAAAACAAAAAUACCACCACAAAUAAACAUAUCAGAAAAAAUAUAUUAUGAUGAAAUAAACAAUAAAAUUAUAAGGGUUUUAUAUAUAGAGGUAACUUAACUACAAAUAUAUAAAUAAAAUACAAUAAGUAUAACUUAAGGUCAAAUUAUAUUUAUUAAAUUAAUUCGGUUAUGUUUCAAAGUAUAUUAGAGGGCGCGCGUUUUUGAAUAAAAUAAAAGUUGGUUGUGGAAUCCACUUAUUUUCCGAAGAUAAUAAUUAUAUUAUGGGACAUUACUUCAGUGAGAUUUUACUUAACACCAACGAAGAUUGACACCGGUACCAUAAUUAUAUACAGUCGAUUUGACAAAAAU